Molecule: messenger RNA, 332 nt
Organism: Aspergillus costaricaensis CBS 115574
Lineage: Eukaryota; Fungi; Ascomycota; Eurotiomycetes; Eurotiales; Aspergillaceae
Product: F1F0 ATP synthase subunit i
Exons: 4
Coding region: 70-243 (57 amino acids)
Biological process (GO): proton motive force-driven ATP synthesis
Molecular function (GO): proton transmembrane transporter activity
Source: RefSeq, a predicted model, not a curated record
CCAGCUGCUCCAACUCCCGUCUUUCCUCCAUACCCAGCACUUCGCUUUCAAUCAAACGAUCUGCCCACCAUGUCUCUCCUCGGAAAGAAGUUCCCCACCCCCGUUGCCAAGCCCAUGGCUCCCUUCUUCGCCGCCGGUCUGGUCAUCCUCUACGGUGUCAACUCUUUCGCCAACGUCAUGAUGUCGACCGCCGAGUUCAAGAACGACCCCCGCAACCCCAACCUCAAGAACCAGAAGCAUUAAAUUAGCUCUGGGUGAAUUUCCGAGCACGCGGAUAUGGCGGAUGAAUGCGUGGCUGGUGUGGGUGGUUUGAGAGCCCCGGUUGCUGCGGG